Molecule: messenger RNA, 582 nt
Organism: Medioppia subpectinata
Lineage: Eukaryota; Metazoa; Arthropoda; Arachnida; Sarcoptiformes; Oppiidae
Source: the annotation of a GenBank genome assembly
UGGUUGCGGCGGUACAACACCUGUCCCAACGAGUGCCCCGCCAUCAGCCAUAAGGACAUCGUGUCGGCGCCCAAAGUCCUACUCAAAGCCCUACACGACCUGAAAAUACGGUGCGAUUUUCACACGAAUGGCUGCAAAUCAGUGCUAAAACUGCGGGAACUGUCCGAACACAGGCAGAGUUGCGGCUUCAAAGCGCCCGAACCUCAAGACCCGCAACAACUGUGCGAUACUUGCGGUCAGUCCUACUCAGCCGUCGGCGCCGACACUCGCCGUCACAACUGUAUAGAGAGUCUGAAGCGUAAACUCGAUGUCAUUCACACAGAAAAUCAUCGUUUGUGUCGCGAAAACAAUGAGAUUAAGAGUGAAUUGGAUUUAAUGAAACUCAUCGCCCAUUCAACCGAUGAUGAGAGCCAUACGCACGACUAUACGGGCAGAUACGAACUAACCCGAUCCAUUAACCAUGAUCAAAUACUACGCAAAGUGGGUGCGGGCCAGACAUACAUCGACCACUGGAACAGCCAAAAACAUAGCGUACAGAUCAGCCGAUUCGGCGACGCCUACUGUAUGACCACUGGCAACGGC